AGUCCAGCGGCCAUUACGGUCAGUCGGUCUUGGCGUCGCGGGUGUGAAGGAACGCGUCUUGUUUUUUAAGUUUAGUUUUAAGUUUAUCGCUUUUUACUUAAUGCCGGUGUCGCACAAAUUAAGCUAGACACAGCUUUAGGCAACGGCAUUUUGUAUAUUUUCAAUACGUUUACUACACACAUACAACAACAAACAAAAAAGGAUAAAAUGGGUCGCAGUCGCAGUCCCGCUUCACCCGCACACAGACGAAGGGAAAAGGAACGCUCUGAGCGCAAAAAGAGACGCGAACGACGCUCAAGAGAAAGAGAAGCCAUCGGCGUUGGGAGCAGUAGCAAUCGCCGUGACCGGGAACGUGAUCGUGAACGUGACAGAAGUCGCAGCCGUGACAGGGAUCGUGUGCGAGGACGGCGUUCGAGAUCCCGUUCCCGAGGUGCAACUGGCAGCAGUUCCGGGCCAUCAACAUCCCGUCGCGCCACACGCAACAAUUCAGCGGCAACAGCUGCAGCGGAACGUCCGCAAAUCAAUGAGGCAGACCUGGAAGGAAAAUCACCCGAGGAGGUUGAGAUGCUCAAGACAAUGGGUUUCUGCACAUUUGACAGCACCAAGAACAAGAAAGUCGAGGGCAACGAUGUUGGCGAGGUGCAUGUGAUCCUCAAGCGCAAGUAUCGUCAGUAUAUGAAUCGCAAGGGUGGCUUCAAUCGGCCGCUCGACUUUGUCGCAUAGCCGGCGGCAACUAGUUUUUUUUUAUAUAUAUUUCUAUACUACUGCUACAUUUUUUCACGUUGCCACCAUGAGAAUAAGCAACGUACCUGCAAUUUUAUGCAAUAGACCGGUUUACAAAAUUUAUUUUAAUUUGCCACACAAAAUUUCCACCACACACAAACCAAGCAACAAUUCAAAUACCUCAACAUAUUACAACUUAUAGUUAUUUAGUAGUUUAAGCGAACUUGCGUUGUUUUAAAAUUAGCUUUUGCGCGCCUUCUCAAUACAAAAGUUAAUUUUACAACAAUGGCAACACGAACAACAUCAAUCAACCAACCAAUUAACCAACACAAAACCCCCUCAAAAACAAGUGUCACUGAAAGCUCAAUGCAAAAUGCCCUAAAAAUUACCAAUGAUCGCGGGCCUACAAUUUUGUGGUAACACUUGUUGCUUGUUCGGCCGCCAUAUUUUAUUUCGAACCGUUUGACUUUGGCUUUCAGUUGCAUUUGCUGCAACGAUAAAAAUGCACACGAUUAAUGCUUUUUAAAUAUUUAAAGUAAUUACAAUUGUUUUUUGUUGUCACGAAAACGCUUACGCAUAAAACAUACACUGUGUAAGCAUUUGGCGUUGUUUGCAAAUCUAAAUCCCGCAUACGAAUUAACUGCAAAUUCAAAAUUCCCACACAGUCACAUACACACACAUCCACAAUUACUUAAAGUAUUUGAAAACAUACAAACACACAAAAUACACAAUCAUCCCCCAUCCCCAGUAAUCCUUUCCCAAGAACUUCCUCCAUACGCUGCAAUAGUACAAUUUUUACAACCAAACAAAUAUAUAUCAAAUAUAUAUUUUAUAUAUAGAAAUUUAUUUAUACACACACAACCAAGUACCUACAAACCCUUAAAAAUCCCUACCGUUAAACCGAACUUAACAAUAGCCAAUAGCCAUUUGUUUAAAAUGUUAUUUGUUGUAACGUUUAUUUUUUACACACAUCAUAUAUUUACUGAAGAAAGAGACCAAAACAGUUAAUUCAUUACUCACAAGUGCCAAGUGAAUAAUAGCAACAAAACAAAUCAGCAACAAGGCAAAUCGAUGAAAUAAUUUUUCGAUGUGCAAAUGAGACGCAAAUGAGAUAAAUGUAAUAUUUUAUACUUUUUAUACUAAUUAACCUAACCAAACAGACAGUGUAUUAUUCGCUCUCGCAAUAGUUAUUAAUAUUUUGGCAAUGAUAAUAAUCAACUUAUAAAACAUGAACAAUUCGGCAAACAUACACACACACAUAUAUAUAAUUUCUUUGUAGUUUUUAAUACAACGAAAUUGCAGGGACUUAUCAUAUUCAAUAAAUGCUAUUUCAAUAAAACUCUGAAGACACAAAUAAAUGUAUAGAACUAAAUAAUUUGAUUGAUUUCGAUAUUAUUUUUAAGAUUCAACCAAAUGUGUAAAU
This is a messenger RNA of Drosophila nasuta, 2146 nucleotides long. RefSeq names its product U4/U6.U5 small nuclear ribonucleoprotein 27 kDa protein yantar (gene ytr). Gene Ontology annotation, biological process: RNA splicing. The coding region runs from base 208 to 723 and encodes 171 amino acids. The record is from RefSeq and is a predicted model, not a curated record. Lineage: Eukaryota; Metazoa; Arthropoda; Insecta; Diptera; Drosophilidae. Gene Ontology annotation, cellular component: precatalytic spliceosome. The transcript is spliced from 3 exons.